This is a messenger RNA of Lecanosticta acicola, 1309 nucleotides long. The record is from the annotation of a GenBank genome assembly. Lineage: Eukaryota; Fungi; Ascomycota; Dothideomycetes; Mycosphaerellales; Mycosphaerellaceae.
AUGUCUCUCUUUCCACCAGCCAAGAAACCCGCGUCCCUCUUGGGAUACCACCGCAUUCUCUCUCCCACCGCUGGAGUGCGCGUCUCCCCGCUAUGCCUUGGAGCCAUGAACUUUGGGGAGGCAUGGAAGGAGUAUCUGGGUGAAUGCAACAAGGAAACGGCCUUCGCGAUGAUGGAUUAUUUCUACGAGCAGGGAGGAAACUUCAUCGAUACGGGUGAGUAUUGCGAUUUGGAGACAAAGCGAAGGUGUGAGGUCUGACAGCUGUCUCUUAUAGCGAACAACUACCAGGCCGAAGAGUCUGAGACUUGGAUUGGGGAGUGGAUGAAGGAGAAGGGAAACCGAGAUGAGAUGGUCAUUGCUACCAAGUUCACGACUGGCUUCAGGACCCAAGGAGCGCAUGAGCAUCUGAAGUCCAACUUUCAAGUAAGUCACGAACGCUCUCUCUAUUGUCCUUACUCGACAUGAAAUUGACUCUUACCUGCCAUAGGGCAACCAUUCCAAAUCCAUCAAAAUCUCCGUCGAGCACUCCCUCCGCAAACUCCAGACAACCUACAUCGACCUGCUCUGGCUCCACUGGUGGGACUUCACAACCUCCGUCCCCGAACUCAUGAACUCCCUGCACUCUCUCGUCCAGGCGGGCAAAGUCCUCUACCUCGGAAUCUCAGACACGCCAGCUUGGAUUGUGGUCAAAUGCAACGACUACGCCCGUCAGCAUGGCUUGACGCAAUUCAGCGUCUACCAAGGCCACUGGAGCGCCGCAUUCCGCGAUUUCGAACGCGAGAUCAUCCCCAUGUGUGAAGCUGAGGGAAUGGGAAUCGCACCUUGGGGAAGCUUGGGAAGAGGUCAAUUCAAGAGCCAGAAGGAAUACGAUGACCCGAAUCGUGAUGGAAGGAAGAUGGGUCCACAAUCAGAGAAGUACAUCCGCAUCGCCACGAAGCUGGAAGAAAUUGCGAAGAAGAAGGGAACGCUCAUCACGAGCAUCGCACUGGCUUACGUGAUGCACAAGACUCCCUAUGUCUUCCCCAUCGUAGGAGGCCGGAAAGUCGAACAUUUGAAGGGCAACAUCGAAGCCCUGGGGGUCGAGUUGACGCAAGAGGAAGUGGAUGAGAUUGAAGAUGCCGAACCAUUCGACGUUGGUUUCCCGAACUCAUUCCUCUUCGGCAUGGGUGGAAAGCCGUACCGGAGCCGGAUGGGGACGAAUGACAUUGCCAUUCUCACGUCGAAUUAUCCGUUGGAGACCGUGCCGAAGGUGAGGCCGAUUGAGCCAGGACAGGGGGAGAAGAAGCUGGGUCCGAAUUUGACUCAGUAG